Molecule: messenger RNA, 2321 nt
Organism: Papaver somniferum (opium poppy)
Lineage: Eukaryota; Viridiplantae; Streptophyta; Magnoliopsida; Ranunculales; Papaveraceae
Product: protein PHYTOCHROME KINASE SUBSTRATE 4-like
Exons: 2
Coding region: 123-1931 (602 amino acids)
Biological process (GO): phototropism
Source: RefSeq, a predicted model, not a curated record
UAGACGAGUUUCGAUCCCAGGUCGUUAACGUACAGAUCUGCUCAUACAUACUAUAUAUAUAUAUAUAUACAUACAUACAUACACACACAAAAGCAAAAUCUAUAAAUAGCCUAGUGAAAGAGAUGGAAAGGUACUCAAUAGAUGCAAUAACCUCAAAUGGCAACAUGUCUCAAAGAGCCAUGUUAAACUCAUCAGUAGCUGCUGCAGGCAAUAACAAUCCUCCGCGGCCAAAUUACCCUUGUCCGUAUCCGUUGAAACCUCAAUCAAGAGUUGCAUCAUUCUCUACAUAUCUACCUCCGAAAGAUCAAAAACAAGAAAGUAAUGUUCCUGAUUCCGAACUCAACAUAUUUGAAGCUGAGAGAUACUUCAAUGAUGUUCAAGAUCGGAAAGAACUAAACAACAAUGUUUCGACUAUGGGCCCGAGUCUUGGUAGAGUUUGUGUAUAUAGAAAUGAUGAAACUUCAAUGGCGAAUCCUAGACUAUCUGCCGUUUCUUCUGUUGAUGGUUCUUCGACUAAUUAUGCGAGGAAUUUUAGAAGUGGGUCUUUCCAUGCAACACCAACAGCGUCAUCUGAAGCUAGCUGGAACAGUCAGACAGGUCUACUCUCAAAUCCACCAGGUUCUAUUGCUGUUUCUAUGAAAAAUCUCCGGUUAGACGACAAGAGGAAAAUGAACAGAGCCUUGUCUAAUUCUUCUUCUUCGUCAUCUAAAUGGUUUUUCGGCCGAAAGUGCCCAUGCACCGGAAGUAAAUCACUGCAAGUCCAAGAAGAUAUCUCUGAACACAACAAAAGUAGUCAGGUUGUGCAACUUAGCAAUACUAGUACUGGUACUAGUUUUAAGAAACAAAGCUUUUCUAGUUCCGCCGGGGAAGAUGUUUAUAUCAAAGCUACAAUGGAGUUUGAAAGAGAGAAAGCACAUAAUAACUGGGUGAAAGUACAAGAAGUAGUUCCAGUCAAGGAUUCCGAUGAUUUCCUACCGGAAAAACGAUGGAACAGAUCAUUCAGUAAUGAUACUGGAGGUGGUGGUGGUGGUGGCGCUGGUGGUGCCUUUUCAUUUCCUAUCUUAAAUGCUCCUAUUUCAGCUACCACUAAAGCAAAUUUCAAUGGUGGAAAGCCUGUACUGAUGAUCCAGCAGCUCGACGAUCCACCCCGAGAAUCAUUAGAAGUUUUUCAGCCAACAGAAGAGCCAAUUAGUCUAAGAAAGUCUACAGAUCUUCAACGACGAGUCCUAAUGUCAUUUCCUGAAGAGAGUGACCGCCGGAGUUUCAAUUAUCCGGGGAGUCCGAAACUCCGACCAAAUGACGAUGAUGUAAUGAGUGAUGCAAGCUCCGACUUGUUUGAGAUUGAGAGCUUCUCAACUCAAUCAACAAUGUUUCCAAUGUAUCGUCGGAGGGACUCCCUGGAUGAGACUUCGAGUUAUGACGGUAGGCGGUACGGCGGGAUUGGUACACAUUUCCGACGUAGUCUUGAUGAGACGACACCGUCUAUAGCACCAACAGAGUGUUACGAACCAAGCGAAAUGAGCAUUGACUGGAGCGUGACUACGGCUGAAGGAUUCGACAGAGGGUCUGUGUCAAAUUUCUCAGUCGCCGCCCCAUCAGAUCACGAGGAUGCUAGGUUCAUGAAUAACAUUGAUACAAAAAUGAGCACCCAAAGCACAAGUAAUCGAAAAGGAGCCGGAUUAUUUAGUUGCCGGUAUGAAAAGGCAGUUAAUGUAGGACCACAUCCGGUGAAGCGUGUCUCGCUGGAGCAACACAAUCAAGUUGGUGGUGGGAAAUAUGGAAUUGAAUCCGGUCGGAUUAACCCAGCAAUGUCAAGGACAAUGGACAGGAAUUCACUGCAGAAGGGAAAUGGUAAUAAAUUAGGAGUACCAUUUGCAAGGUCUCUAUCAGCUAGAAUGUCUUAUAAUCAAGCCUUGACGACUCGUUCAUGAGUGCAGAGUUGUGGCCUGCAGGGUGAACUGAAAUUGUUUCUAGCUCCUCUGACGAAAGUGCUGGUAAAAUGGAAUGUAGAUCUGCAGCUUUUAAAGAGUAAAAUGCAGCAGUAGCAGUAGCUCCUGAACCCUGAACGUCUUUAUGCCAGUGUUUCGUCAUAGAUUCGUCUGGAUCUCUGGCAAUACUUUCAAACUCAGACUGAACCGUGAAAAUACAGAACAAGCGUGGAACGAAGAAACGUCAGUUCAUAUAAAGACACUUUCAUUUCCAAUCCAAUGUUUCAUGGUUGGUUUACAAAGAAGAUUGAUUGACUGUAAACCAUAUAGAGAUAUCUGUAUUGACACUACACUGUAAAAUUCAAAAACUUAAGAAAGAACAUAAGAAAACGA